AUGGGCAACAGCCAGGGCAAGCCUACUAACUUCAACGACGAAGUGAACCUCAAUCACUUCCGCUUAUUACGGGUCGUCGGUCGAGGUGCCUUUGGCAAAGUUCGAAUCGUAGAGAGGAAAGACACAGGCCUGUCCUUCGCCCUCAAAUACAUCCGCAAAGAUGAAGUCGUGCGGUCUGAAAGCGUUCGGAAUAUCAUACGGGAACGACGCAUGCUCGAGCAUGUGAACCACCCCUUCAUCUGCAACUUGCGAUAUAGUUUCCAAGAUAUCGAGUACAUGUACUUGGUUGUCGACCUGAUGAGCGGAGGCGACCUGCGGUUUCACAUAUCGAGAAAGACCUUUACCGAAGACGCUGUGCGCUUUUGGAUUUCCGAAUUGGGCUGUGCCCUGAGAUACAUCCACGGUCAAGGCAUCAUACAUCGGGACGUAAAGCCGGACAAUGUCCUGUUGGAUGCUGAUGGCCACGUCCACUUGACAGAUUUCAAUGUCGCGUCGGAUGUCAUACCGGGCAAGGUCCUGACGAGCAAGUCCGGGACACUGGCCUAUCUUGCCCCCGAAGUCUAUGCUGGCAAGGGGUACGACGUGAAGGCCGAUUGGUGGUCACUAGGAGUGCUAUUCUACGAAUGCAUAUAUAACAAGCGACCGUUCGAGGGCAAUUCGGAAUCGACACUUACGAACGUUAUCCUCGCCGCACGCCCGAAGUACCCCGUCACACAACCGCCUGUCUCAUCCCCGUGCCGGUUCGCGAUAGAGCAUGCCUUGAAUCCGAAUCCUAAUCAGAGGCUGGGAUGUACUUGGGAGAGCUUCAUCCACGACCCGUUCUUCGAACCUCUGAAUUUUGACGAUUUAGAGAAGAAGCAGAUUGAACCUGUGUUUGUGCCCUCUUCCGAAAAGACCAACUUUGAUGCUACAUACGAUCUCGAGGAGCUUUUGCUGGAAGAGGCACCGCUGGAGGCCCGAGCUCGAAGACAGAAGCCGAGAGAGAGGUUAAAGGACGAUGCGACCGACAAGGAGAUUCGGGAGGAAGAGCUUUACCGUAGCAUCGAGCGAGACUUUCAGCCAUUUAACUACACCGCGGCUACCUACGAGAAGUUAAUUGCAUUGCAGAAAACCGAAAACGGUGACGAAGAUUCACUGGUUGGUCAAGUAAGCAACGAACCUCAGGCCAUAACCACGAACGAAGUAAGCAUGGCUCCAACGACGAACGGGUCCACGCAACGUCCGCAGGCGGUGCAUGGGACGUCUACAGACGGGGUGUAUCCGCAAAGUGGAAGCCAGGGAAAAAAGAACGGCCCGCGGCAGGUUCAAAGGCUUGCAUCGUAUUACCAAUCAGACACGCGGAACCCGACAUCAUCGGGUAUGCAGGUCAAGUCACCGACUGGUGGCAUGUCUGUAACACUGGACGACACAAGCAGCUGGUCCGAUUUGGCUCGGCGAGAUGCCACGUUGCCGGCCGACGCCAAUACGGUGAACGACGACAAAGCGGGUGGUUCCAGUGGCAGCAGCGUCUUUGGCCUUUUCGGGCGGAAGAGGAGAGGCCACAGCCCAAAACCGAAAGAGAGAGGAGUCUUGGGGAAAGAAGGGGCACGACAAGUCAUUAGUUGA
Anthostomella pinea is the source of this 1605-nucleotide messenger RNA. NCBI's taxonomy places the organism in Eukaryota, Fungi, Ascomycota, Sordariomycetes, Xylariales, Xylariaceae. The record is from the annotation of a GenBank genome assembly.